This is a messenger RNA of Brassica rapa (field mustard), 1140 nucleotides long. RefSeq names its product probable ADP-ribosylation factor GTPase-activating protein AGD15. The record is from RefSeq and is a predicted model, not a curated record. Lineage: Eukaryota; Viridiplantae; Streptophyta; Magnoliopsida; Brassicales; Brassicaceae. Gene Ontology annotation, molecular function: GTPase activator activity.
AAGAUAGGAGAAGAGGAAUGAUUGUGGUAAAGAACAAGACUUUUGGUGGAGAAACGGUCGAGAUCACUGAUGACGAGGUCGGUGAAGAGAAAUCAAUUUCGUUUCGGUCUCUUCCUCUGUUUUUGACCCUUCAGUGUUUCCAAAAAUAGAGAGAGAGAGAGAGAGAGAGAGAGAGAGAGCUGAGGUGUCGCAGUCUCUAGAUAUAUAAAAGGAAUGAACGGGAAGGCCUCUGUUUCCAAGGAGCUAAACGCCAAACAUUCAAAGAUAUUGGAAGCACUUUUAAAGCAACCAGACAAUAGAGAAUGUGCAGAUUGUAGAUCAAAGGCACCAAGAUGGGCAAGUGUGAACCUUGGGAUAUUCAUAUGUAUGCAAUGCUCUGGUAUCCAUCGCAGCCUUGGUGUCCACAUCUCUCAGGUAAGGUCUAUAACUCUGGAUACAUGGCUUCCAGAUCAGGUUUCUUUCAUGCAAUCUACCGGUAAUGCUAAGGCAAAUCAAUACUGGGAAUCAGAGCUGCCUCUUCAUUUUGAGAGGAGUUCAAGCGACGCGUUUAUAAGAGCCAAAUACAAUGAGAAGAAGUGGGUGUCACCGGGAGGGAUUCAACCUUCUCCUAUAGCUAGCCAGCUAAGCUGCAAAGUUAGUCACUUGGUAGAGAGCGGUUAUAAGCCUGCAACUCCAAAGAAAGCAAGAACUCUUUCCCUUGAUGAAGACCUCUUUCUUAAGCAUGCUCUUCAAGUAACACCUCCAGAAACAAGAAUUCGAGCGGGUUCGGUAGAUAUGAAGGAGAAUGUAUAUGCUCUACCUCUACCAGUGGGGAUGGAAGCUAAGAAACCAAAUCAAAAGAAUGAGAUUUUCUCCCGGGAAAUGUAUCAGAAUAGAAGUACCACCACCAUAGCACCACCCUCCAGCUGGGCUACUUUCGACUGAUAAAAGAAUGAGAAGAUGGAGCUAUUAAUUAUGGUCAACAGGUUGGCAGAUAUGAAUUCAAAAGCCAACAAUAGAAGUUCUUCUAUUUUUUUUUCUAUGUAUCUACUUUUGGUUGGUUGCUUGUAACUAAAUCAUUUAAAUACAAUGGAAGAGAGACAUCUUCAUUACUUUGGACCGAAAGAAAAAGCAAUACAACUCACCCAUUUUGUAUUAUGA